Molecule: messenger RNA, 2685 nt
Organism: Sarcophilus harrisii (Tasmanian devil)
Lineage: Eukaryota; Metazoa; Chordata; Mammalia; Dasyuromorphia; Dasyuridae
Gene: ABHD8
Product: abhydrolase domain containing 8
Molecular function (GO): catalytic activity
Source: RefSeq, a predicted model, not a curated record
GAGACGAGGUGGGGGUGGGUGGGGGAGGUUGCCCCGUGCCCGCCUCCCUUCCCUCCACGAGGCUUCUGAUUGGCUCCUAUCUAGGCCAGGACUGCCGGGGCUGCGGAUUGGCUCGGGAGCCUGCCCGUCCCCUCGCUGGGCUCUUUCUGCCCCCCCCACCCCACCCCUCCCACCCGGGAGGGAUUUAAAGGGCCUAGGCGCUCUCUAUGGCUACGGGAUGCGAGCGCCUUGAGCUCUGCGAGCCCCGAGCGCCCCGAACCCCCGCGCCCCGGCCAGGCAGCGGGUCUGGAAGAAGCCAGGCCAGGGCCCUCUAACCCCUGCUCCAACAGGCGGCUGCCACCAUGUAGAAGCUAGCGACUGCAUGUCGCUGUGGAUGACCGGACUCCUGGGUCCCCCGCAGCCUGCAGCUCCGGCCCGCGGGGGCCACCGAUGAGGACGCACCAUGCUGACCGGUGUGGCCGACGGCAUCAUGUGCUGCCUCCUGGGCUCGGCGGCCAACGCCGUGGGCCCUCUGGAGAGCGUCGAGUCCAGCGACGGCUACACCUUUGUGGAGGUGAAGCCGGGGAGAAUCCUCCGCGUGAAGCACGUGUGCCCGCCGCCCGUGGGAGACCAGCCCCCAGCCCCGCCGCCGCCGGAGGGGGAGCGGGGCGGCCUGGUGCACUGCAAGCGGCGCAUCACCGUCUACCGCAACGGGCAGCUGGUGGUGGAGAACCUCGGGGACGUGCUGCGCUCGGACCUGCUGCAGGGCUACAGCGGCGUGGGGGAGCCCGCCUCCACGCUGGAGCUGGAGAUGCCCGAGCCCUCCUCCUCCCUGGGGAACGUGUCCUCGGCGGGGGACGCGGCGCGCCCGGCUCGGGCCCGCAGGCGGCCGGCGGGGCGCAAGCCCAUCAACAUCGACUGUGAGAAGCGCGUCACCAGCUGCAAGGGCGCCCAGGCCGACGUGGUCCUCUUCUUCAUCCACGGCGUGGGCGGCUCCCUGGCCAUCUGGAAGGAGCAGCUGGACUUCUUCGUGGGCCUGGGCUACGAGGUGGUGGCUCCGGACCUGGGAAGGCCCAGCUCGGCGCCAAAGGGCCGCCCGCCCUACACCUUCUCGCCCGGCCGGAACAUGCGGGCCAUCUUCAAGCGCUACGCCAAGCGGCGGAACGUGCUCAUCGGGCAUUCUUACGGGGUUUCCUUUUGCACGUUUCUGGCCCACGAAUACCCGGAACUGGUUCAUAAGGUGAUCAUGAUCAAUGGUGGGGGCCCCACGGCCCUGGAGCCAAGCCUGUGCUCCAUCUUCAACAUGCCCACCUGCGUUCUCCGAUGCCUCUCCCCUUGCCUGGCCUGGAGCUUCCUCAAGGCCGGCUUUGCCCGCCAGGGGGCCAAGGAGAAACAGCUGCUGAAGGAGGGCAAUGCCUUCAAUGUCUCAUCCUUUGUGCUCCGGGCCAUGAUGAGUGGGCAGUACUGGCCAGAAGGGGAUGAGGUCUACCACGCUGAGCUCACCGUCCCCGUCCUGCUGGUGCACGGCAUGCACGACAAAUUUGUGCCUGUGGAAGAGGACCAGCGUAUGGCAGAGAUCCUCCUCUUAGCUUUCCUGAAGCUCAUCGAUGAGGGCAGCCACAUGGUGAUGCUAGAAUGUCCAGAGACAGUCAACACGCUACUUCAUGAAUUCCUUCUGUGGGAGCCAGAGGUCCUGGGGCCUCCUGUACAUCCUGAUGCCAGUGCCACUGAGAAGAAAUAAAGUGGAUGGACGGACGGACAGACAGACCGAUGGGGCGCUUUUCAAGAGGCGGGGAGCUGCAGGAGAAGGCGCCUUCCCUCAGGCCUCAGGGAGGGCCAUGGUUGCCCUCCCUCCGGCUAAUGGAGGGGGAGAGGAAAGCCACGAUGGAGGGGGCCCCUCCCCAUCCAGGGAUCAAGGCGCCCAUAGGGGGCUGCCCAGUGGCAUUUGGAGUUGUCCAGCAGGGCCAGACUGGCCACUGAGGAGGGGGCUGAAGCCUCCCCCCAACCCCAUCCCCUUUCUUGCUUGUCUCCUUUGCGUACCUGUAGGCGCUAAUUGGGGAGAGGGGUCCCUGAGGCAGACUGCCCGGGAAAAUUAGGGAUAAACCCCUGCCCUCCUGGGAGAGAGACUGGCCAGGCCUGGCUUUCUGGAAGGGUUUGACACCCACCCAGCCUGGCCAAAACAGCAGUGGGGAAGACCCUUCCCCUGCUCAGCUGUGGCCUCUGGCUACCCCCCAGCAAGACUAGUUGCACCAUCCCCCAUAUUUCUAGGGAGCUGGAAAUCACCCUCUCUAUAUUUAAGGACCUUGUACAGAAACUCGCCUCCUUCCAUGUUGCAACCUCCCCCACCCCCAUUCCAGUGCUCAGUAUUAAGGUCUCCUUUGUCUCCCCACUGGGCAUCUGUCUUGUGUGUCUCUUGGCUGAGGACUGAUUUCUAGAAGUUGAGAGUUCUCCCCAUCAUCGGUACGACUGCUCCUGGGGAAGGAUUCUCCUUCCCUCCCUCCCCUUCUCUUCCUCCCCCCCACUUGACCAGGGACACCUACUCCCCCUGAUGGGGCUCCUCCCAGCUGGAAAACCUUUUUCAGCCUGAGACGGGAGAUGAUUGCCCGUGGGGGCAGGGAUGGAAGCGGGUGGGCCGGUGGGGAAGCAGAUGUGGAUUGUGCAGACCACAAGCUGUAGCCCAAUAAAUGUGACAAUCAGCGUCAUCCA